Molecule: messenger RNA, 1932 nt
Organism: Malania oleifera
Lineage: Eukaryota; Viridiplantae; Streptophyta; Magnoliopsida; Santalales; Ximeniaceae
Product: (3S,6E)-nerolidol synthase 1-like
Biological process (GO): diterpenoid biosynthetic process
Molecular function (GO): terpene synthase activity; magnesium ion binding
Source: RefSeq, a predicted model, not a curated record
AUGCCUGCUGUACCAACUUUGGUCCCACAAGUCACCGCUCACCCAUCUCAUCCCAAUACAAGGGAGUUCGACAUCUCCUAUCGUAUAGUGCCUCAAAUGAGGAGCUGUGGAGGAAGGUUCAGUGGAGCUGGUUGUGUAGUAGUUGGUUGUGGAAUCUGCUGGCUGUCGGAGUUGCAACAGGGACUUGAGAAAAAUAGAGGGGGGUUGAGGGAGUUUAGGGAGAACAGAGAGAGAGGAAGAGAGGGAGAGGAAGAGACUAUGCAAGCUGACACUACUCUUACUUUGCAGGAUGAAUUUCACAUUGAACACCCAAAAAAAUUGAACCAGACUAAGCAAGUUCUUUGUAAAACAGCAGAAGAUCCAUUGCAAGGGUUGAUGAUUGUUGAUGCCAUCCAACGCCUAGGCAUCGACUACCACUUCCAAGACGAGAUUGAGGCUCUUCUAAGGAACCAGUACGCGAAACUAUACAUUGAUUGUGAUGAUCUUUCUCAUGAUCUUUACGAGGUUGCACUUCGCUUUCGACUUCUAAGACAACAAGGUUAUUUUGUGCCUGCAGACAUAUUUUACAAGUUCAAGAACGGAGAAGGAAAGUUUGACAAGAAAAAACUAAGCAAAGACGUUAGAGGAUUGAUGGCGUUGUAUGAAGCUUCACAACUAAGUAUGGAAGGAGAAGAUAUACUUGAUGAGGCCAUGGAGUACUCUACUAGCGAGCUCCUUAAUGCACAAGCUUCGCAUCUUGACAAUCAUCAAGCUGUAAUUGUUGCUAACACAUUGGAGAAUCCCUAUCACAAGAGUUUAGCUAGGUUCAUGUCCAAAAGCUUCUUAAGUAAUUUCCAGGGCACCAGUACUAGAUGGAUGAAUGUCCUAUGCGAAUUAACCAAGCUAGAUUCCUAUAUGGUUCAAUCUGCGUACCAAAGUGAAAUACUUCAAAUAUCCAAAUGGUGGAGUGACAUGGGUUUAGCCAAAGAGUUGAAGUUUGCUUGAGAUCAACCACUAAUGUACAUGUGGCCCAUGGCAAUUCUAUCGGACCCAAGCUUAUCAGAGCAGAGGGUUGAUCUCACAAAGCCCAUCUCUUUCAUCUACAUUAUAGAUGACAUUUACGAUGUUAUUGGGACGCUGGAUGAACUCACUCUCUUCACUCAAAGUGUCAGUAGGUGGGAAUUUUCUGAAGCUAAUCAACUACCAGUCUACAUGAAGAAAUGUUUUCAGGUUCUUGAUGAAAUCACUAAUGAAAUCAGCCAUAAGGUCUACAUUAAGCAUGGGUGGAACCCCGUCAAUCCUUUACGAAAAUCGUGGGCGAGUUUGUGUAAUGCAUUUCUGGUAGAAGCACAGUGGUUUGCUUCUGGGCGUUUGCCAAAAGCGGAGGAGUACUUGAAGAAUGGGGCAGUGAGCUCAUUAGUGCAUAUUAUGCUGGUUCACGGUUUCUUUCUACUGGGUGAAGGCAUAACCAAAGACGCGGUAGAUUGCCUCGAUGGUACUCCACCCAUCGUAUCUUCCACAGCAACGCUUCUUCGUCUUUGGGAUGACUUGGGAAGUGCCAAAGAUGACAAUCAAGAUGGUCAUGAUGGGUCUUACAUAGAGUACUACAUGAUGGAACACCCGGAAGCAUCGGUGGAGAGUGCAAAAGAGCAUGUAAGUCACAUGAUUUCAAAAACGUGGAAGUGCUUGAACCGAGAAUGUCUCUCCCCACAUCCAUUUUCGACUUCCUUUGCUCAAGCUUCUCUAAAUCUCGCAAGAAUGGUCCCUUUAAUGUAUAGUUAUGACGAUAGCCAACACCUUCCCCGUCUGGAGGAGCAUAUGAAAUCUUUAUUUCUAUGAAAUUGUUUUCUUAAUCAUAUAUGUCUAUUUAUGUAUGUGUGUGUGUGUGUGUGUAUUGUACUACGAAGACGCGAGUCUGCAUGUAUUAAUAAAACAAUAUUAAAAUAUUUUCAA